GGCUUAGAUUCGGCUCGUCAAAUCAUAGGUAGAUAAAUAAAUAGUGGAAGUUUGACAUCUGAACAUUUAAAAAAUAUAUUUAAAUUAUUAUCUAGUUUUACAAAACAAAUGUCGUUUAAUCAUUAACCAAACCGAACGUUGAAACAAGGGGUAUACGACUACCGAACUGGGCGAAAACAAAGGCAAUAGCAACGUAAAGUUUCCCCUGACGCAUUUGACAAUUACUUCUACAUCCUUAGUCCGCAAUAUAACAUAUAUAUACUUUACUGACUUUAAUCUGAAGCUGUUGGAGAAACGUGAAACUGUCUGAGACUUUUUUUUGUUGACCAUGCCUAGCAUGAACGCAUUUUAACUUGGUCAAUAUUCCAUAGCAUGACAUGCUAUGACAAAAUGAUUCGGUUGUUUGCACUAUGGGCUUGCAAUUUUCUGACGUGCCGCAUUUGUUUCUGAACAGUGAAAUGAUAUAAUUUGUUCAAUGUCUUCUACUCCGAUAAAGUUCAGUUUUAACCUUUAUUUUGCAGAGUGAAUUGUAUGAAUAGCAUCACGAUACUGAAAGGUAAAGCAUAUCUCAAGCUAAAUUUGCCCUCGGCGAAAUGAACAGAAUUUUGAGGUCUGAGACCUACUGAUAUAGGUUACCGAUUUCAUUGGCAGUUUUGAUCUUGGGAGUCAUGCGACAAUUAAAUGUGGGAAAGUGGAGGUCGAAAAUUUGUGGAUUAGAUAUAUAUAAUGUAGGUUAUUAACGAAAGGCCAUAACCGUAAUGAUGGUUCUCUUAGACUUCUCAAUCCUUAAGUAUCUUACGCAAUAACAGAAAUAGUGAAUAUGGUGAGAACCACUGUCAAUUGGGAAAACUCACUAUCUCCAGAAGAAUGGUUGAAGACACGAAACACGUCAGAUUGGAAAACAAAAUUUGAAGAAGAAGGAUAUAUGAGAAUCAAAGAUAUUCUUAAUAAUGAGGAACUGGAAACAUACCGGAAUGUUUAUGAUCAACUUUUAUCGGGAGAAAUCGAUGCCGCUACUCAUCGACACGAUCUUGGUAAUCACUUAGAUCAAAAGGUGAAGAACACAGAAAACAUUUGUCAGAUAAUGUGGCCGUCACUCUUUGUAGAAAACCUUCUGCAGGGACCUUAUCAUAGGAGAGCAAUCAAGUGCGCGCAAGUGAUUUUUGGAGAAGAUAUGGAAUUUGAUUUUGAUAUGAUGAUUUCAAAGGCCCCACACACAGACACCAUAAUGCCGUGGCACCAAGAUGAGUCAUACUGGCCAAAUCUUCCUGACAAACGAGCAAUAUCUUUUUGGUUAUCGUUGGAUAAUGCUACUGAAGACAACGGAUGCAUGCAGUUUGUCCCUGGUUCCCAUAAGAAGCCACUCCGUUCACAUCAACCAGUUCAAUUAGGACAUCAUAGUCUGAGUUGCGAUGCCAACGAGAAUGAAUUUGUAGCUGUACCGAUACCACCCGGUAGCUGCACGCUCCAUCACGGAAGAACUAUUCAUUAUACAAGGGGAAAUUCUACAUCGCACCCAAGAAGAGCAAUGACAGUAGUAGUAAGACCACGGGAAAUGGUAAAGCUAGAAAGAGAAAGUGGGUUUGAUCACGGCAAAAGUCAGGGUGUUGGAAAAAUACUGGGCGUUGGACAAGGACAUGAGCACGACAAGUCUUGACUCCAAAAUACUGAUUGCAUACUCUUCACUCUCGAUAAUAUAUCACUCCGAUACCUUCUCCGUUGAUUUUAUCAUAUAUUUUCUGUUUGCCACAAUAUAUAAUUACGUGCAAUAAUAGUUUUGAUUAUCGUGAUACAAAAAUGUUGUAAUUUGAUCUUUUUGUGCGAGCAUUGAAUUUAAGAGAUCCUGUCAUUGCUGAUAU
Styela clava is the source of this 1859-nucleotide messenger RNA. The record is from RefSeq and is a predicted model, not a curated record. NCBI's taxonomy places the organism in Eukaryota, Metazoa, Chordata, Ascidiacea, Stolidobranchia, Styelidae.